This is a messenger RNA of Catharus ustulatus (Swainson's thrush), 1741 nucleotides long. It is a transcript of the gene GNPNAT1, whose product is annotated as glucosamine-phosphate N-acetyltransferase 1. The coding region runs from base 127 to 759 and encodes 210 amino acids. Gene Ontology annotation, biological process: UDP-N-acetylglucosamine biosynthetic process. The record is from RefSeq and is a predicted model, not a curated record. Gene Ontology annotation, cellular component: endoplasmic reticulum; endoplasmic reticulum-Golgi intermediate compartment; Golgi apparatus. The transcript has 6 exons. Lineage: Eukaryota; Metazoa; Chordata; Aves; Passeriformes; Turdidae. Gene Ontology annotation, molecular function: glucosamine 6-phosphate N-acetyltransferase activity; monosaccharide binding.
GGGCUCGGUCUGGGCACGGGCCAUCCACCCCGAGGGGCUGCAGCAGCUCGGGAGCGCUGUGGGCACGCCAGCGAGGGGCUGGGGGUUGAUAUGACCGCCCCGAAGGUCUGUGUGUGAGGCAGCAGGAUGCCCCUCCACCCGGGGGGUGCCCUCAGUUGGCCGUGUGUGAGAUCUCAUUGUGCAGCCAUGAUGCCCGUGGCCACCGUGAUGCUCGAUGACACGCCCAUGUUUGACCCCAGGAUCCUGCAGGAACUCGACUGGAGUGAGAACACCACCACCUUUUCUCCUGCCAUUUCUCCCCUGGACCCAGGGGAUGGGCUGGUCCUCAGACCACUCUGCACAGCUGAUUUAAAUCGAGGGUUUUUUAAGGUUCUGGGUCAGCUGACGGAAACUGGAGUGGUGAGCCCGGAGCAGUUCAUCAAAACCUUUGAGCACAUGAAGAGAUCUGGAGAUUACUACGUGACCGUGGUGGAGGACACAAACCUGGGGCAGAUCGUUGCCACGGCAACGCUGGUGAUAGAGCACAAAUUCACUCACUCCUGUGCCAAGAGAGGCAGGAUAGAAGAUGUGGUGGUCAGUGGGGAGUGCAGAGGGAAGCAGCUUGGAAAACUAUUAAUAUCCACCCUCACCUUGCUCAGUAAGAGACUGAACUGUUACAAAAUCACACUCGAGUGUCUGCCCAAAAAUGUGGAUUUCUACAAGAAGUUUGGCUAUUUGGUAUCUGAUGAGAACUACAUGUUUCAACGGUUCUUUAAUUAACUUCUAGGUGUUCUGGGUUCUUUUUUUUUUUUCUUGGAAAGACUGUUGGUGGAGGAGCUUGUGCUGCAAACAUUCUCUCCGUGGAAAAUUUCUAUAGUUUAUUGCUGCAGAUGUAACAAUCCCUAUAAAUAAUGAACAUCAAAUGUGUAAAUCUUGGGGGAAGAAAAUUACUGAGGUUUUAGAAAGGGCCCUCUGGGUUAGAAAAUGAGUUUAGAACUAAUUUUUACUACUGUGGAGUCAAGGUGAAGCUUUUCUGUUCUAGCUGAGUUACAAAGGACUCGUUAAAGGGAUGGUUUUUAACCAAAGGUCUAUAUUUUUAUCUCAAAUUUUUUCUUGCAUUGUAUUUUUCUAAAGGUUUGUGCUUCUUUUCUCAGCAGCCAAAGGACAGCCCCAGGGCCUGUCCUGCUGGCUGUGCUGAUGGAAGGAUGAUGUAGCUGGGGAAGGGAUGAGGCUCCUCUUAUGCAGAAUUAGUGACACACAACAGGCCUUAGCUCUGGAUUUUUCCAUGACACCUCAUGGAAGUGCUGGUGGUGCAGCAGAAAUUUUAUAGGCACUGUUUUCCAAGACUGGAUUUGUUACUGUUGGUGCAGGUUGGGGAGAAUCCUUACAGGCUGUGCUGAAUUCCCAGCCUAAAAAUGGAUGUGUGCUUCUCACUGCAGGGCUCCUGCACUUUAGCUGAUAACUUGGUUUUCAGGAUAAUUACUUUUUAUUUUUUUGUGACAUGAAAAAACCCCAAAUGUGGUUUGCAACAGGGCAGAGGGAAACUGGAAUGAAUAUAUCCCACAUGGAGUGGGGUUCUGGUAAUCAAUGGGAAGGGGAAAAUUCAGCUUCACCUGAGGGAGCUGGGGGUGCUCAGCCCAGAAAAGCCUUAGAGCCACUUCUGGUACCUAAAAAUGAGGGAGAAGGGUUUUUGUAGGGGCAGGACACAGGGAAUGGCUUCACUGCCAGAGGGCAGGGCUGGAUGGGAUAUUGGGAAGGAAUU